Lepisosteus oculatus (spotted gar) is the source of this 1476-nucleotide messenger RNA. Its product is annotated as nuclear factor interleukin-3-regulated protein-like. The record is from RefSeq and is a predicted model, not a curated record. Gene Ontology annotation, cellular component: nucleus. NCBI's taxonomy places the organism in Eukaryota, Metazoa, Chordata, Actinopteri, Semionotiformes, Lepisosteidae. Gene Ontology annotation, biological process: regulation of DNA-templated transcription; circadian rhythm. Gene Ontology annotation, molecular function: DNA-binding transcription factor activity; DNA binding.
CAGAGGAGAGAGAGAAAAAAGUUUGUCGUUUCGCUCGAAAAGGGGAAAAAAAAAGCCGAAGAGACGAACGAAGAAAUUCCCCCGUUCGCUGAGCGCGACCCACAGAGGCCUCGUCGAUCUGUGUGAGAGAGGGAGAAGCGCAGUGACUCAGCCUGUGUGUGGAGCACAGGGGAGGUACUGGGACUGAGAGAGAGAGUGAGAGAGAGAGGGGUGGAGGGUGACGGAGACUCACAGACAGACGGGAGAGACAGACACACCGACAGGCGAUUAGGCGAGCCGCCACACGUGAGCACGCUGACAGGAGAGGGGGACAGGUCCCUGCGUCGGUCGGCGAUGGGCGAGACAGUGUGACCGGGGGGGUGACAGGUGCAGCAGACAGGCAGGCAGAGACACGCAGCUGGAGGAGGGUCAGGCAGGCCUGGAGCCAAGCAAGGCAGGAGGUCAGCUGGUCCGGGGAAGCAGGGAGGGCAGUGCCAGUCCGGCGGCCGGCGUGCCAGCGAGGCGCCCCUGGCAGCGCGUCAGCGCGCCCGUCAGAGAGGACCACCCUUCUGCUCCUGGGAAAGCGACUGCAGGGAGGACGCGAGCACACCCCCCGCGGAAGUGGAGCACUGACGAUGCCCCAAGCUCCUGAUCGCUCCGCCUUCCCGCCAGCUGGAGACCCCCUCGCGCACCCCUGAACCUCCAGAGACCCCAUGGAAGCACGUUGCCGCGAUCCGAUGGCUACGGCCGCGCCGCCGCGGCACUGAGGCCGCCAGUGUUGCACCUCCUUCGAACGCACGGCAGGGCGACCUCUACCGGCGGGCGUGUUUGACGAGGACCGCUCCAGCCAGCUCCCCAGCUCCCCAGCUGUCCCAGCGAUCCUUCCCCUAUGCCUCCCAGCAGUCUGUCCUACCCAGACACAGAGUGCGCCCCCCUGCAGGCCACUCCCUCCUCGAGUUAGACGAGACACGCCCCCUCACAGGCCCCGCCCUCUUCCCCUGACACGCCCCCCCCACUGUGUGCAGCCCCGCCCACAUGGGAGGAGCCUGAGCUCCUGCUCCAGCAAGGCCACAGGAGACACAGCCUCCUCUUCCCUCCUCCAGAGCUGCCACGAUGGAGAGCCCCUUCGUCGUGCCCAUGAUGGGCGCGGGGGACGACGUGAUGCCGCGGGACCUCGAGCGGCAGCCGGCGCGGCCCGGCGCGGGGCUCUCGCUGACGGGCUCGUCCCGCCGCAAGCGGGAGUUCAUGCCCGACGAGAAGAAGGACGCCAGCUACUGGGAGAAGCGGCGCAAGAACAACGAGGCGGCCAAGCGCUCGCGCGAGAAGCGCCGCGUCAACGACUUCGUGCUGGAGAGCCGGCUGCUGGCGCUGGGCGAGGAGAACGUGCGCCUGCGGGCCGAGCUGCUGGCGCUCAAGCUGCGCUUCGGCCUGGCCUGUGCCCCCCUGGAGGCUGUACAGAAGCACGAGGUGAAGACAGGAGACCGGGGCAGAGCCUGA